AUGGCCGGCCGUCCACUACCGCACCGCUCCACCCGUUCCUCCCAUUCUAGCCGUUGCAACCAUUCGAGCCCGUCACAUGGGUGCUGCAGCCGUUACCACAGCGCCUGCAGCCAUGAUUGCAGCUGUGCCGAUUGCCGGCCGUUUGAUUGCCAGCCGCCGGGUGAUUGCCGUCAUCAGGACGGCAGCGUGGCAGCGAUGGCGGCCGCGGUGCGGCAGGGCCGGCUGUCGCGGCAAUCCCUAGAGCGGCACUAUCGGAGCAAGUGCGUGCAGCUGAACCCGGAGAUUAACGCCGUCUGCCACCUCGCGCGCGCGACUCCAACUCCACCACGGCUGCUACCUGCGACACCUGUAGUAGCUCUAGUAGGAGUAAACUCAGAAACACCUCCAGGAACAGGGGCGUCAGGGACGUCAGCUGCUGACAGUGGUGGUUCUGCUGCUGCUGCUGCUGCUUCUGCUGCUGAGAGGCCUCUUGAGGGUGUACCCUUCCUCGUCAAAGGUACCCAUUCUGCGCAUCCCUUAUCCCUUACUAUGGCGUCUCAACCCUUCUCGUCCGUUUUCUGCUGCUCCUUCGUACCCACCUCCUCUCACCUAUUUCCGGCCCCCCCCACCAGACCUGGUGCACGUGGAAGGCCUCCCCACAGCGUGUGGCGACGAGCGUCUAGCGGCCCAGCCAGCUCCUCACACCUCUGCCUCCGCCGUCUCUCUCCUGCAUUCACUGGGCGCCGUGCCCCUCGGCAAGACAAUCGUGCCGCAUGCGCGCGCGUGGACCAAGGCGCGCGCGUGGACCAAGGCGCGCGCGUGGACCAAGGCGCGCGCGUGGACCAUGGCGCGCGCGUGGACCAAGGCGCGCGCGUGGACCAAGGCGCGCGCGUGGACCAAGGCGCGCGCGUGGACCAAGGCGCGCGCGUGGACCAUGGCGCGCGCGUGGACCAAGGCGCGCGCGUGGACCAAGGCGCGCGCGUGGACCAAGGCGCGCGCGUGGAUCAAGGCGCGCGCGUGGACCGAGGCGCGCGCGUGGACCGAGGCGCGCGCGUGGACCGAGGCGCGCGCGUGGACCGAGGCGCGCGCGUGGACCGAGGCGCGCGCGUGGACCGAGGCGCGCGCGUGGACCGAGGCGCGCGCGUGGACCAAGGCGCGCGCGUGGACCAAGGCGCGCGCGUGGACCAAGGCGCGCGCGUGGACCAAGGCGCGCGCGUGGACCAAGGCGCGCGCGUGGACCAAGGCGCGCGCGUGGACCAAGGCGCGCGCGUGGACCAUGGCGCGCGCGUGGACCAAGGCGCGCGCGUGGACCAUGGCGCGCGCGUGGACCAUGGCGCGCGCGUGGACCAAGGCGCGCGCGUGGACCAAGGCGCGCGCGUGGACCAAGGCGCGCGCGUGGACCAAGGCGCGCGCGUGGACCAUGGCGCGCGCGUGGACCAUGGCGCGCAAGGCGCGCGCGUGGACCAAGGCGCGCGCGUGGACCAAGGCGCGCGCGUGGACCAAGGCGCGCGCGUGGACCAAGGCGCGCGCGUGGACCAAGGCGCGCGCGUGGACCAAGGCGCGCGCGUGGACCAAGGCGGCGCGCGCGUGGACCAAGGCGGCGCGCGCGUGGACCAAGGCGGCGCGCGCGUGGACCAAGGCGGCGCGCGCGUCGACCAAGGCGCGCGCAGGGACCAAGGCGCGCGCGUGGACCAAGGCGCGCGCGUGGACCAAGGCGCGCGCGUGGACCAUGGCGCGCGCGUGGACCAAGGCGCGCGCGUGGACCAAGGCGCGCGCGUGGACCAAGGCGCGCGCGUGGACCAAGGCGCGCGCGUGGACCAAGGCGCGCGCGUGGACCAAGGCGCGCGCGUGGACCAAGGCGCGCGCGUGGACCAAGGCGGCGCGCGCGUGGACCAAGGCGGCGCGCGCGUGGACCAAGGCGGCGCGCGCGUGGACCAAGGCGCGCGCGUGGACCAAGGCGCGCGCGUGGACCAUGGCGCGCGCGUGGACCAAGGCGCGCGCGUGGACCAAGGCGCGCGCGUGGACCAAGGCGCGCGCGUGGACCAAGGCGCGCGCGUGGACCAUGGCGCGCGCGUGGACCAUGGCGCGCGCGUGGACCAAGGCGCGCGCGUGGACCAAGGCGCGCGCGUGGACCAAGGCGCGCGCGUGGACCAAGGCACGCGCGUGGACCAAGGCGCGCGCGUGGACCAAGGCGCGCGCGUGGACCAAGGCGCGCGCGUGGACCAAGGCGCGCGCGUGGACCAAGGCGCGCGCGUGGACCAUGGCGCGCGCGUGGACCAAGGCGCGCGCGUGGACCAAGGCGCGCGCCUAUCCAUGGACUUUCAGACGUUCAACAGCCUGUUCGGCGUCACCAGCAACCCUAUCAACCAAUCACUCACACCCGGGGGAAGCUCAGGAGGGUCAGCAGCGGCGGUGGCAGCAGGCAUGGUGCCCUUUGCUCUCGGCACUGACCUCGAGGGCUCCCUUCGGCUGCCUGCGGCCUUCUGUGGCGUCUGUUCCCUGCGCCCCUCGCGAGACCGCUGGCCAGUGCUUGCCGCUGACGUGCCUCUCCCAUCGCUCGCCCUCCUCUCCUCUCUGCACACGUACGGCGUCUUCACUAGCACCAUGCGGGAUCUCCUCUUCAUCAUGACAGCUGUCUUCUCCCGCCUUCCCCCCACCCUGCACCCUUCUCUCCCUCCUCAACCACCACAAUUCUCCCCUCCUCCUCCUCCCCAUCCUCUUCCGUUCGCACGCCCCCACUCUCCCCCUCUGCGUGUGGCUGUGUCCCCGCAUCUCCCCGGCUCCCCUAUUGACGCCCGUAUUUCACUCCUCUUCCGAGCCCUUGCCGCAAAUUCCGUUCCUGCUAAAGCCAGCGGCGCUGCUACUGCCGGCGCUGCUGCUGCGGCUUGCUCGGAUGCUGCAAGUGCCUCUGGUGGUAGUAGUGCGUGCAGAGAGCAGCAACACCAGCAGCACCCGCUACAGCAGCAUGAGAACGGGCAGCAAGUGGAGUUUGUGUUGAUGGAGGCUCCGAGGCUGGACUUCAGAGCUCUGGACAAGGCAUCCAAGGUGGGCCAUGGGCUGGUCAUGUGCACUUUUUAG
This is a messenger RNA of Closterium sp. Naga37s-1, 3057 nucleotides long. NCBI's taxonomy places the organism in Eukaryota, Viridiplantae, Streptophyta, Zygnematophyceae, Desmidiales, Closteriaceae. The record is from the annotation of a GenBank genome assembly.